Ilex paraguariensis (yerba mate) is the source of this 285-nucleotide messenger RNA. The record is from the annotation of a GenBank genome assembly. Lineage: Eukaryota; Viridiplantae; Streptophyta; Magnoliopsida; Aquifoliales; Aquifoliaceae.
AUGCCUCUCUGCAAGGUUAUAGAAAGAUUGGAUGCUGAAAAAAGCCUUACUGAGUCUGCACCAACUCCAACUGUCACUUAUUGUCAAAGGAAUAAGUCUGAUAAUGAUAUCUUUGUCUCCAAUUUGAGGCAUCACCUUCAUGAGUUAAUCCACUCUCCUAUGGAAGAACACAAGGCUUGCUUGAAAGCAACUUUUCAGAAGAUUAUGGGAAAGUUUUCAGAAAGAACUACUAUCCCCAAGGAAGGUGAAAAAUCUCUGCCGCUAGAGACUACUGCGAAUAACUAG